Molecule: messenger RNA, 2430 nt
Organism: Bombus terrestris (buff-tailed bumblebee)
Lineage: Eukaryota; Metazoa; Arthropoda; Insecta; Hymenoptera; Apidae
Product: dynein beta chain, ciliary
Exons: 9
Coding region: 32-2083 (683 amino acids)
Biological process (GO): microtubule-based movement
Cellular component (GO): dynein complex
Molecular function (GO): minus-end-directed microtubule motor activity; dynein intermediate chain binding; dynein light intermediate chain binding
Source: RefSeq, a predicted model, not a curated record
GGAAAAUUUAGCAGAAUUUUUGAAAGCAGCAAUGGAAAAUUUCUCGCGUCCUAUACACGAAGAUGACUAUGACGCACUUCUAGAAACUAUAUAUUAUUUAAAGGAAGUCAGGGAUCGUCAAUACGAGAUCGAAGACAUGUUUGAUCCAAUUAAGAAAACAAUAGAACUGCUACAAGGCUACAACGUGUACUUAGACGAGAAAAUUUUUAAUUGGCUCGUAGAAUUGCCCGUUAAUUGGGAAACAUUGAAAAAGAUGGCUGCUCAAGUGAAACAUAUCGUCCAACCAUUGAUGACUCGUCAAAUCGAUCUUUUGAAGAAGAGGCUAAGCUAUUAUGACUUUAAACAACACCGUUUCCUGAACGAAUUCCACGAACAAGAUGUUUUCAACCCAGAUUGCGAAAAUCAUUAUGAAAAACUAAACGAAAUACGUGAAGAGGUUUUAAAAUUCCUGAGCGAAGAAAAAGAUCUACGUGAUCAAAUUGUCAUCUUUGAGCAGGAAUUGCCUGAAUUUAAAAUGACGAAACAGAUACAAAAGGAGAUGCAGUUUUUGAAAACUUUGUGGGAUUAUGUAAAUGUCAUUACAACUUCUUUGAAUGAGUGGAAGAAAACCACGUGGAAGAAACUAGAUGUCGAAUGGAUGGAUCAAGAGUGCAAAAAAAUUCUCAGAGAAUUAAGACAACUGGACAAAGACGUGCGUCAUUGGGAAUUGUACACUAAUAUCGAAGCACAAGUAAGGAACAUGAUGGCAUCAUUGAGAGCGGUCUCAGAAUUGCAGAAUCCAGCAAUUAGGGACAGGCAUUGGAGGGAAUUAAUGGCUGAAACGAAGGUGGUAUUUAUCAUGACCGAUAAUACAACAUUGGAAGACUUGCUGAAGUUACAAUUGCACAAAUAUGAAGAAGAAGUUAAAAAUAUUGUCGCUAAAUCAGUGAAGGAAAUGGCAAUGGAAAAGGUGCUAAAAGAACUUAACGACACUUGGAGUACGCUCGAAUUUGGGAAAGAGAUACACGAGCGUACGAAAUUAAAUAUUCUUAAAAUCGACGAGGAAACUAUUGAAAUCCUUGAGGACAAUCAGGUGCAACUGCAAAACAUGUUAGGUUCGAAAUUCGUUGGAUAUUUUCUCGGUGAAAUUCUUGACUGGCAGAGAAAACUAAGUACUGCAGAUGCUGUGAUUAAUGCAUGGUUCGAAGUUCAACGAGCUUGGGGUUAUCUCGAAAGCAUUUUCAUCGGCUCUGAAGACAUUAGGAGCCAACUUCCAGAAGAAACCAAGCGGUUUGAAAAAAUUGACAGGGAGUUCAAAGAACUGCUGAAGGAAAUGCUGAGCAAUUUGAAUAUCAUAAAAGCAACCAACCGGCCUAAACUUUUAGAGAAACUAGAAGAGCUGCAAGUGCAACUAAAUUUCUGCGAGAAAGCGUUAGCCGAUUACUUGGAAACAAAGAGAUUAAUUUACCCAAGGUUUUAUUUCAUCUCCGCAGCAGAUUUACUUGAUAUUUUAAGCAAUGGGAACAAUCCUGAAUUGGUCUGCAGACAUCUGUCAAAGCUGUACGACUCUAUUGCAAAAUUACAUUGGAAAAUGGACGGUGGGAAACCAACGAAGCAGGCGAGAGUUAUGAUUGCCAAAGACGGUGAGGAAAUGGCUAUUCAUGGGACUUGCGAUUGCAGUGGAAAGGUGGAAGUCUGGUUGAACAACGUAACAGAUGCGAUGAAGAGAUCGGUAAGGUAUCAUAUAUCUCAGGCAGUAGCCACGUACGACGAGAAACCACGUGAACAAUGGAUUUUCGAUCAUCGAGCUCAACCCGCGCUAUGCGGAACACAAAUCUGGUGGACUACGGAAGUAAACAUGGCCUUUAUGAGACUAGAGGAAGGUUUCGAGAAUGCGUUUAAAGAUUAUCAGCGAAAGCAAAUUAAUCAGUUAAACGCGUUGAUAGUACUUCUCUGUGGAGAUUUGAGCGAAAGCGAUAGAAGGAAGAUCAUGACAAUCUGUACAAUCGACGUGCAUGCAAGAGACGUUGUAGCGAAAAUGAUCGCGAUGAAGGCAGAUCACUAUUCUAGUUUUCAGUGGCAAUCUCAACUCAGGCACAGGUAAACUCGACGACGAUUGAUUUGGUCGUAUAGUGGAGCCUCUAGUAUCCGAACGUUCCACUAUCCAAGGCUUCUAUUAUCCGGACACUAUAUUUUCCUGCCUAUGUCCUCUACUAUCGCACAAACAAACAAACAAAUUGACUUGAAGUGUAUCUGUAGUUACGUCCUUCCUUAACCUCAUUUCAUUCGUACAUUGUCACAAUAUAAAGUUGACAAUAUACGUGUCAAUAUUGUAGUAUCGUGGACAAAAGGCCUAAGAUAUCGACCGAAUCGUAAACAAUGUCGCGAGAGCCGCGGCAUCGUCGGGUACAUCAAUGUGUCGUCGGUCCUUUCAAGUGAACAGUUUCGUGG